AUGAACUGCAUGCAUUAUUUAUUCGAUGUAGAAAUCUCAACGACUCCAAAACAAAUGAGUGGCAGCAUGUUCUUUGGAUCAGAAUUAAUGCAUCAUUCAAAGAUUUGCAAAAAAGGUAAUGAGAUCGAUAAAAUAUUUGCUACAAUAACGGCAAGGGAUAUUCAAAAAGUGUGGCAACAGUUCCUUGUUAAUAUUAAUAUUCCAGCUAUUCGUGAUGAUUCUACCAUCUCCAAUAAUUUUGAAAAAUUGCUAACUGAUGUA
Molecule: messenger RNA, 261 nt
Organism: Scutellospora calospora
Lineage: Eukaryota; Fungi; Glomeromycota; Glomeromycetes; Diversisporales; Gigasporaceae
Source: the annotation of a GenBank genome assembly